UGCAUUUCAAAUCCAAACGGCAGCGGCUUGCGUUCGCAUCUUGCGCAGAGCUCGGAAGACUCCAAAAAAGUUAAAUUUAUAAUUUCGAAUAAAAGUAGCAAUCGUUGAAAUAUAUACAUACAUGUUAGAAUAAAAUUGUGCAAUCGAAUACAGGCUACAAAACAAAUAAUACCAAAAAUUUCAACAAUAUAUUUUUGCGUUCAAUAAAGGAAACGAAAUCAACGCGCUCAAGUACAAAAACCCCUAAAUUAAAGCAUUUUCGUCGAUAAAUAAGUAAAAAGAAAAAAACAGCAACAAAAUGAUGAGCACAGCGCCUAAAAUGAUCAUGGACGAGAAUGCAACGGAGAAAUACAAUCAAGUCCAAGUGAAGAAAUUGACAGUGCCUUCAAACGAGGCAAACACAAAGCGCGCCGCAUUCGGCGAUCUGCAAAAUCGUGGACUAAAUCGUGGACUGAUAUCCAAGGAAGCGGCACAAAAAGAAUUGAAAGAUGUAAAAUUGACCAAGGCGCGUGUGGAUACCCACUGGAAGAAGCAGCCGUUGGGCUUAAGCAAUGCCAAUGCCAAUGCUAAUACUAAUGCUAAUGGCAAUGCCAAUGCAGCUGCUGCCACUAAGUCAGCAGCCGGUCCACUCCUGCGCUCCAACUCGAUGCGUACAAAUUUGGGUCAGAUUGGACGCCAAAUCUCUGGCCGUACGGCUGCAACGACAACAGCCACUGCAAAAGUGGCCGCCGACCCGAGCAACAAGCUUGCCAAACAAAAGUCCAUUUCCGACGAGAAGGUGAACACGCUGCGGCGCGAGGAUAGCAAUUUGUCACGCAAAUCCCUGACCAAGCUGCGCGCUGCAUUGGCCAAUCCCACGGCAGCAGCAGCGGCAGCUCCAACAGCAGCAGCAGUAGCAGUUAAGAAGGAGCCACUGGUGCCCCGUGCUCAGCCACGCACUGCGGCCAACGCGCUGGCCCUGAAGAAGGAAGCGGCUGCUGCUGCUGCGGCUGUUGCUGCACAGCCCAAGAAGGAGAUUGCAAUCCUCUCAAAGCUGCCAUCCAAGCUGCGAGUCGCUCCAGCCGCUGCCCCAAGCCAGACUUCGUCGAUGUCCUUGUCCACCAAACGCUUGGAGGUGGAGGACAUUGAUGCCGAUGAUGGCGAGAAUUUGGUUUUGGUCUCGGAGUAUGUCAACGAUAUCUAUGAUUAUCUCUAUAAGCUGGAGGAGGAGCAGCCCAUCUACCCGGAUCAUUUGGCCAACCAACUGGAAGUUUCUUAUAAAAUGCGCGCUGUGCUCAUCGACUGGAUAAACGAGGUGCAUUUGCAGUUCCAUCUGGCGGCGGAAACUUUCCACUUGGCCGUGGCCAUCAUCGAUCGCUAUCUGCAGGUGGUCAAGGAUACCAGGCGCAAAUAUUUACAGCUGGUGGGCGUGACGGCCUUGUUUAUCGCCACCAAAUACGAGGAGCUGUUCCCACCGGCCAUUGGGGACUUUGUGUUCAUUACGGACGAUUCGUAUACGGGUCAGGAGAUCAGGCAAAUGGAGAUGCAAAUACUGAAGGCCAUCGAUAAUAAUCUGUCACGUCCAUUGCCCAUACACUUCUUGCGGCGCUUCUCGAAGGCGGCCAGCGCCGAGGAUGAGCAUCAUGCCAUGUCCAAAUACCUUUUGGAGCUAGCUAGCAUGGACUACGAGCUGGCCAGCUACAAGCCCUCUGAGAUUGCUGCAGCUUCGCUCUUCCUCUCGCUGCACUUGCUCAAUGGCAAUUCGCGUGCGGCCACCGGAUUUAGCGACAGGCACUGGACGCCCACAUUGGUGCACUAUUCCCGUUAUACGGCUGCCUAUUUGCGUCCGAUUGCACGACAGAUUGCGAAAUUGGCUCGGGAUGCGCCCACGGCCAAGUUGAGGGCCAUCUACACCAAGUACCAGGCGAACAAGUUCCAGAAGAUCGCCUUGCGUCCGGAGCUGAGCAGCGCGUUGUUGGACUCGAUUGUGGGCAAGAAAUAGUUGAAAUUAGCCAGAAAUACACACACACACACACCCACCCACUCACAGAGGGAGAGUGAGAGAGAAAUAAUAGCUCAACCCACACAUCCACCGCCCAGCAGUUGGCGUUGAUAUUGACUGCAAUUCACGUUUAGUUCAAUUUUUUGUUUCCUAUUUUAAAUUUGUGUAAUUUCUCUUGCUCGUUCUUUAUAUUUGUAUGUGAAUGUGAGUGUGAGCGUGUAAUUGAUUAAUAAUUGUGCAUAAUUGAGUAUAUUUAAUCGUAGUUAACCCACCCCCCUUCAGUUUACCCCCCAACACUCCCCUAACAUCUAUAUAUCUAUACAUAUAGUAUAACCGGAUCCAGCGUCAGACUCGGCAACAUUUUCAUCGUUUGGGUAAAAGUUUGCUUGAGUUUUGUUCUUCUGGUCGACGUUUUCCCACUCCCCCCUCACCCCUACUGCUACUAUAUAUAUGUUAUAUAUAUAUAUGUGUAUGUUUGUAUGUAACUUGUUUUUAACAAUGAGCCCUCAGAGAAGAUAAGCAAGAAAAAAAAUAGAAGGAGAAAAAGAGAUAAACCGGUGAGCAACGGGCGCAUUUGCUGGCUAAAGAUAUCGGCGUUGCCUCUCAAAGUAUUUUAAGUUACUUUCUCAAAAA
Drosophila navojoa is the source of this 2614-nucleotide messenger RNA. RefSeq names its product Cyclin B (gene CycB). The record is from RefSeq and is a predicted model, not a curated record. Gene Ontology annotation, molecular function: cyclin-dependent protein serine/threonine kinase regulator activity. Lineage: Eukaryota; Metazoa; Arthropoda; Insecta; Diptera; Drosophilidae. Gene Ontology annotation, biological process: mitotic cell cycle phase transition.